This is a messenger RNA of Drosophila obscura, 3894 nucleotides long. It is a transcript of the gene dpr17, whose product is annotated as pneumococcal serine-rich repeat protein. Gene Ontology annotation, biological process: synapse organization. Gene Ontology annotation, cellular component: neuron projection membrane. The coding region runs from base 1133 to 3232 and encodes 699 amino acids. Lineage: Eukaryota; Metazoa; Arthropoda; Insecta; Diptera; Drosophilidae. The record is from RefSeq and is a predicted model, not a curated record. The transcript is spliced from 8 exons.
AUCCUGCGCGUACGGACGUGACUCGGAGGGCAAAGGAAGCCGCUGCCACAAGACAAUUUUCCGCGUUUCGAAAUUGAAACGUGCCCCGAAAGCGUACUUCUAGUCUUUGUUUAUCCCACAGACAAAAGGCGGAAAAAAGUGAAUAUACAAAUAAAGAAAAAGUGCAGAGUAAAGAGCAAACAGUGCGGAUGGCCAUAACAGAGAAAAGGAGAAAGAAUUAAGACAAAGUUUAGCCACUUGGUGUCCUCUUGGGUGUCCUGUGAGUGGAGUGUCCUGGCGUCGGCUGUUCAACGUGGAGUGUGUCGACUUUCAACUGUCGAGUGUCUUUUGUCGAAAUCACUUUUAAAAUUUGUUUGCUCCCGCUCCUGUUGUAUUCAAAUGGAUAUUAGAACUGAACCGAAACAAAGAGCCCCGGUGCCAGUGCCAGUGCCAGAGUCAUAGUCAGAGCGCUGAGGAUUUCUCCAAGGAGGCGUAACAUAAAAAAAAGGGAUUAUUGUGCAUCAUUUUCGUGGACCCAAGCAAAAGAAAGUGGAAAAAAGCGUAUCCUCCAACCGGAUUAUGCGAUAAAUUGUUACUGAAGUGUAAAUGUUUUCUCACGUGUUAAAUCGUUAAAUAUAAGCCUUAUAAGAAAUGUAUGUACAAAGGAGCAACUGUUCUGCCAACAAAAGUUCACCACUCGACACAACAGAAAACACUUAAAUAAAUAUAUAAAUCAAGCAACGGAGAGAACGAAACAAUGAAAAUGCAAGAACAUUUGUGCGGAAAACGCAACGAAGAACUUGUGAAAAAGACAUAAAAGAAAGUUGCAAUUUCUGGCUAAAAUACAAAAUACAAAAUAAAAAUAAAAUCGCAUAGAAUAAGAGUAAAGUGGAGCAGAAACCAAAUGGAGAAAUGGGGCUGGAGCCCAACCCCCCAGUGUAUUAAUUCAAUAAACCUAUUUAUCUGAGACUUCGACUGGUAUUUUGGGGAACGACGGAGACAUAGAGAUUUCGCAGAGAAUGCGACAAAGUUUGCCAGCCAAGACGGCGCAGUGCAAUCAGCCCAGUCUGCUAAGGAGCCGACCGAGGAGUCAGAGAAGUCCAAGGAGCCAGAGCAGCAGGAGCAGCCAUAGCAGCCAUAGCAGCCAGAUUCGAUGCCGCAAACGAGUCCCAAUUGGAGGCAUGCGGACAAUGAGCGCACAAAAGGCGCUGUAAGUGUCAUUGCAGCCAGGAACUGUGCCACUGGGAGUGCCACAGCAACCGCCGCAGCCACUGCCACUGCCACAGCCCCAGUUCGGCGAAGGACAUCCACGUUGACAACUGCAGAGAUGACAGUCAGGGCAGGAGAUGUGGGUGGACCAUCUUCAGGCCAACGUCGCCAAUUUUUACGUAGCACCAGGACCCGGACAGCAUCUUGGCUGGAUCUCCUUCCAGCCCUUCUGGUGCUCGGCUUUGGGAUGCAGCUUGUCACCUGCAGCGAGGCAAAGCCGCAGCCACAGCCUCAGCCAGGGGUACAGGCAGGGGUACAGCCAGGACCAGCAAUGGGGCAGGUACAGCUUGGACGGACACAGCUUAUGGCAGCCCCGAGAUCCACACUGCCAGAUAGGCCAAUGACAACACAAAACGAUCUAAUUACGACAGCCAGCAACUUGACGACAGCAAAAAAACAAACAACAGAAACCGAGGCAGCCUCAACGAGCCUGAGCGAAAGAGAAACAAGCACGGCCGUAGCCCGGGGCAUGUCAUCAGCAGUACCAGCAGGAACCGCAGUAGCAGAAGAAGCAGCAGUGGGUGUGGAAACGAUAGGAGCGACCAAGUCAGCACAAAUUGGGCUAACUACUCGGCCCACAGAAGAGCAAGCACUAGAGCAAAUAGAGAAAGCGGCACAGACAGCGACUGCAGCCGCAGAAACAGAAACAGCAUCAGCAAUGGCAGCAACAGCGGCAGCAGCAGAAGAGCGUACGACAGCGACCACAACAGCAGGAGCGACAGCAGCGAUGCUCAUAUCAACAAUUUAUCCAGCAUCAACGGAAACGGAUGGCCACAACUCCAUUGAAACGCUGCCAGCAGAGAGCCAGAGAAAGGAAUUGGAAAACCGAGCAUUGGACAGAGCACAGCUCGAGCUCCCUGCUGAGGAUGAUGAAAAGAACUCGUUGGUGGCACUGUCGCUGCCGCAUCCGGGUGCGGCUGAUUCAUUGACCAAGGGCUUCUCCAUACCCACCUUCCUGCCGCCAUUUCCCGUUUUUGCGGCAGCGGAUUUGCCAGCUUACCGCGCUGCAGCCGAUGCAGCGGCUGCCGCCGCGGCGGCAAUAGAAGAGGCAACCAAAGCAGCAGCAGACGCAGCCGCUGCAGCAGCAUCCGCGGAAGCAGCGACAUUGUCGCCAGAGGAGCAACGGCGGCGAAUGUUUGAUGAGCAGCACUCGUACCUGGCCGCCCACCGGGCUGCACUGGCCGGGGACGGGCAGGCAGUCCGACGGAAUCUGACAAUGCCGGUGCUAAACAUCACCGCCCAAAUGGGGAAUCACGCCUACAUGCCAUGCCAGAUACAUCGCCUCUCCGACAAGCCCGUCUCGUGGGUGCGCAUGCGCGACAACCACAUUAUCAGUGUGGACGAGACUACCUUCAUAGCGGAUGAGCGAUUCCAGUCGAUCUUCCAGGAAGAUCACGACUACACCUGGUCGCUGCAGAUCAAAUAUGUAGUGCCCGACGAUGCGGGCGGCUACGAGUGUCAAAUGGCCACCGAACCGAAGCUGAGUGCCAAAGUUAAUUUGGAAAUAGUCACACCCAAGACUGAGCUAAUUGGGGAUCAGAGUCGAUUCGUUAAGGCCGGCAGCAAGGUGGCCCUGCACUGCAUCGUUCGGGGGACCCUGGAUCCACCGAAAUACAUCAUCUGGUUCCGGGGCCAGAAGAAGGUGAGCGAGAGCGAUGAGCGGACUGGCUGGUACACGCAGCUCGAUCGCAAUAUCUUCGGGACAGUGGGUGAUAAUCAGAAUACGAUCGGUUCAUUAAUUAUACCGGUCGUGCGUAAAGAGGAUUCCGGCAAUUAUACGUGCCAGCCAUCAAACAGUGUCUCCGUCUCCGUGGACCUGCACGUCCUCAGCGGUGAAUAUUCCGCAUCGGCCAUCAUGUCAACGGCAUCGGCAUCGUGGACGAACACCAGCGGGAGAAGCACGUCCCAGUUGAUGCUGUGGAUGCUGGGACUCCUGGGACUCCUUGGGGCGCUGCAGGGACCGUUGCACACACCCCAGACGUGACUCGCCUAUUGAAUGGACGGGACGCACGGACACGCGGACACACAGUCGAGGAUGCUGACUUGGAUGCUGCGGACAUUGGUGUCCGGCUUCCAAUUAUUUGUAAGCUUUUGCGCCAUCUGCAGUUACGUAAUUUAGGUUAGAGAUUAAUUAAAGGCGGCCUUGUAAAUAGCAGAAAUGGCGAGAGAUGGCAGCAGGAUUCUAUAAUUAGGUUAAAUGUUACCAUAACUCUCAUGUCUGCGUGUCAAAUACUCGCACUCGUACUCCCCAUGCUCCCCAUGCUCCCCAUGCUCCCAUGCUCCCCAUGCUCCCCAUACUCCCCAUACAAUUAAAUCUACUGUACAUUAAUUUUUUAGUCAUAGAUACACGAAAGGAAUUUUCCCCAUUUCAAGUUGUGAAAACGAAUCAAUAAUUAGAUUAUUGUCAGCAAAUGAUUAAAACACUAAAAACUUAACACAGAAAUCAAACAAAAAAUUCAUAAAUAAAAUGCAUUCAAUAAAUCAUGUGAAAAUAAAUUGAAAUCUCUGUUUCUCUCUCUCUCCGAUCAGCAUGGUAAAUCAUUUAUGGAGGCUAUCAAAUCUGAACUAAUUGAAUGCUCCAACUCUGACCCAUCGCAGGACAUCAAAGUGACGAAAAGAAAACAUAAAUGGGCCAAAAACUUAGAG